AUGGUUAAGAAGAGGAUGAAGAAGAAUGCGAAAAGUAAUACAAUCUUGGAGAAGAAACUUGAAGAAAUUGAGUGUCUUCUAAAAGAAUUAAGUGUCGGCGAUGGUGAUCUUAAUGCUUACCGGAAAAUCCAACACCGGUUUAUCUUCACGAAGACUCUUUUAAGUGCGGAGAUAUCGUCGGUUGAGGACGAUGAAGAGGAAGAGUUAAAACUUGCAUGCAUGGCUAAGAGGUUAACCGAACUUGAAGAGGCUUUUGACAACCAACUGACCGGUCCAAUCAACGAAAGCGGCGGUGUUGUUGUCAAUGUUGAUGAAACCGGUUCGGUUUUCUCGUUUGUGGAAUCGUUACCGGGAGAAUUCCAAGAUGCGUCACUGGAGAAGACGGUUGAGGAUGCAGUGGCGGGGAGAAAAACCGGUGAGAACAACAAGAAGAAGAACCGGUUUAGGGGUUUGGUUAGGUUUGGUAUAGUUGGUUUUGUUGCUGGUGUGGUAAGUUACUUUGGUUAUUUUUGUGAUCAAAUGAAUAACGAGGAUACUAUUUUCCCCACUGCUACUUAA
Molecule: messenger RNA, 558 nt
Organism: Thlaspi arvense
Lineage: Eukaryota; Viridiplantae; Streptophyta; Magnoliopsida; Brassicales; Brassicaceae
Source: the annotation of a GenBank genome assembly